Molecule: messenger RNA, 2337 nt
Organism: Alosa alosa (allis shad)
Lineage: Eukaryota; Metazoa; Chordata; Actinopteri; Clupeiformes; Clupeidae
Gene: atf5b
Product: activating transcription factor 5b
Exons: 3
Coding region: 46-1461 (471 amino acids)
Biological process (GO): regulation of transcription by RNA polymerase II
Cellular component (GO): nucleus
Molecular function (GO): DNA-binding transcription activator activity, RNA polymerase II-specific; RNA polymerase II transcription regulatory region sequence-specific DNA binding
Source: RefSeq, a predicted model, not a curated record
UUUUUCCAGUGUCCGUGUCGGAGCCGCACUGCAGCACACAUGUAAAUGGCGUACAGUGAAUAUUCCACAGACUGGAUGACCGAAAAAGAAGAAUUAUGCUCAUUUUCCCCUUCGUCUGAAUCGUCUCCUGGCUCCUCACAACCUGCCUCUCCCCCAGAACAUGACGUUCAGGUGCCCUCUGAUUUGCACAUCAUGACGUCACUCUUGCAAGAGGAACUUUCUCAGUUUGAGGAUUAUUUCCUCUCAGACUUCAGCCCGGCCAAAGUGGAGAAAUGGCAAAAGAGCCACAAAGGUGUACAAGGAAUGGAUUCAACCUUGUGCUACGAAUUUCCAUAUGCUUCGCACAGCCCAAGCCAAUCAGAAACGAACCCGCUGCUAGUUAGCCUGGGGGAACUCGAUCAAGUGGGUUUCUGUGGAGGUCCAAUGGGAAGACCCAAAAUGUUGCGACCCACGGCAUUCAACAAUGGUCCUCCACACUACAGCGGCCGAAGGGUUGCGCCCAAUGCAUUCAGGGAAGGCAUGGACUCACAGAAGCAGACAUGGACUUUACAGAAAGAAACGUGGACUUCCAAAGAGAGCUACUCAGGGUUCGAUAGCAUGGUGCUUGACCACAGCUCUGUGGACAGAACUUUCGGGAAGAACGCAGGAGGUGUUAAGAAGGUCAAAGAAUGUGCCAUAUUGUUGAAGGAAGAAGAAAACUAUUGUUUCCGGGGCGAUGUUUUUUGUAGUGUCGAGAUGGCCCCGGGUUAUUGUGUGAGUGGACCCUUGAAUGGCCACUCAAAGAAGGAAAGCCAUCUGAUGCAUGGGAUGAAGAACGUUGGUUGGCAGGAUAGGAUGGAUAUUCCGUUUUUGCAGUGCAACGGUAAUGGGAGGAACCUGGAGUUCUCCGAGCCAGAGGCCGCUGAGGAGUACUUCUACCAGCACGGCGUCGGCGCAGCAGAACCCUGCCCGGGCUUCAUGGACCCCCUGGACGCCUCAGUGAAAGGGGUGGUCUCGGAGCCCCAGCUGCAGAACCACCGGCCCUACCACGAAUGCCUUGGAGAAGGUUUCGAAUGUGUCUUAGGAGGGGACAGCGUGGUGUCGGCCAUGCACAGGCCAGUGCAAAGACCAAAGGACAAGCUCUGUGCACUGAAAGGAGAACUGAGAGCUGUCCCCAUGGAGGGCCAACCUGGAGAGCGGAAGCAGAAGAAACGAGACCAGAACAAAACUGCUGCUCACAGAUGCAAUAGUUGUUAUGUAAACUUGAAAAACCAUAUGAUGGUUCAAAAUGGCAGGUAUCGUCAGCGUAAGAGGGCGGAGCUGGACUCUCUGGAGGCGGAGCUUCAGGGACUAGAGGGACAGAACCGGGCACUCCGCGACAAGGCGGAGUCGGUAGAGCGAGAGAUUCAGUAUGUCAAAGAUCUUCUCAUCGAGGUCUACAAGGCGCGCAGCCAGCGCAUUAAAGAUGAUAUCAGUGCCUAAAGCCUCCAUGAGCCAGCAAUGUAUUCAGUGGGACUGUGGAAACGAAGUGAGACUUGCAUGAUUUUUUUUUUUAAUUGAUGUAGUCACAUUGCUUAAAAAAACAAAACAAAACAAAACAAAACAAAAAAAUAAAUGUAGCCGUGUAUUAUUCAUGAUCUUCUCAACACAUCAAUUUAUCUUGAUGAUCUGAUAUUAUGUGCACUGUGACUUGUUUUAAUUUUUUUGAAUUUUCACAUGCAUUCACUCUUCAGUUUAUCUUGUUGGAAACAGGAAGUAAAGGAUAUCAGUGGGAAUGAGUGAGGCUAAUUUUACGAGGUCAUGCCUCAGAGAAGCUCAUUGGACAAUGCAGGGGUGCUUUAGAAAAGAGUUGAUGUCAUCAUGGAAAACUGUGCCAAAAUAUUACAAACAAUUAUUUUUACUACUACAGAUAUUUUGACAUGUGUUGCCUAUUUGUAAAUGCAAGGAUUAAAUCCUCAGAGUAAUGUCACUUACUCAGGUAUUGAAUGCAUGGAUAAAACUAGAUGAGCAUGGUAGGACAGGACUUGUAUGUCUGCUUUGAUUUCACAGCAUGUACCAUGGUUACAGCGGAGUAUUUCAUGUUCUGCUAGUUGACACACUUUUUUGUACUCUGGUAUUUUUGUUAUUUACUUUAAUUAAUACACACCAUUAUAUGCCCACUAUUUUAUUUGCAUUGUCAGUAGUGUGGGUGUCGUAGUUAAUGUAUGAUAUUGCUUUUCCUCUUGUUUCAGAUCAGCUGUUAAAAUAUACUGGACAAUCAUUUUUGAUCUUAAUGCACUGUUUCAAAAUUGAAUCGAAAUAAUCUAUAGAAUCUGUUCACAAUGGAAAAGCCGAAUAAAGAGGUUGAUUUUUAUGGUA